AUGGUAAUGGAGUGCCACCCAUCCACAGCAGUCCAAGCAUUUAAACUCGCAAUGAACCGGGGGACGCCGUUCCAUACCAGCUUGGUGGUUAAUACGCCAAAGACAAUGGACGAGCUGAACGAGAGAGCUGAUGGUUUUGUUCGCCUUGAGGAGGAAGAAGCAGCUAAUUCAAGGAAGACGUUAAUUAUUUCGACGGAGGAAAAGUCCAAAGCCAAGAUCCGGCAAAAACAAGCUCAACCGCAACGUCAAUCCUCAUGGAAGGCAGAGAAGAGACCCAGGGAGGAGGAAUUAGUCACUCCACUUAGAGUCACUUUAGCAAGGCUAUACCAGGAGAACAAAGAUAAGUUUCGUCCUCCUCUGCCAAUCAGGAACCUAAGGAGGCAGGUAGAGAUGCUGAUCGUAAAGGGAGAGUUUGCAAGCUAUGUCCAGGGUUCGGCGCAAGAGCAUAAUCGCCCGACUGAGCAAAUCAAGCGGAACCAGAGGCCAAACCAACACAACUCCCAACCUGUCAGGAUUAUAAACGCAAUUCAUGGUCGGCCUGAGCAAAUGACGGAGUCAGAGGAGUUACUCAGGACAAGGUUACGCCAGGCCCAGCUAAAAAGGAGAAUUGGCAGUGUGCAUGCUUUACACCAGCAGAACGCGUCCACAUCGAUAAAGUUUGAUAAAACGAACCUGCUACGCGUUCAGAUUCCUCAUGAAGAUCCACUAGUCGUCAGUCUGACGAUUGCAGAAUGCCUGGUUCGGAGAGUCCUGAUUGAUCCAGGAAGUAGUGCGAAUGUCAUGCCCAGGGUGACGUUCGACCGACUGGAGAUCGCACCCGAAAAACUCAAAUCCACAGGGAAUCCGCUACUCGGAUUUGAUGGGAAGCGAGUGGAACCCAUUGGAAUAGUAGAAUUGACAGUACAAGCCGCUGAGCGAGUUCUGACUGAAAGUUUCGUGGUAGUGGAAAUUUAUCCAUCAUACAACCUCUUGAUGGGCAGAGGAUGGAUUCACAGAAUUCAGGGCGUUCCAUCAACCUUACAUCAAGUGAUGCGAUGUUUAGGUCCGGAUGGGACCAAGGUGAUAGAUAUACAUGGGGACCAGGUUGCGGCUAAAGAAUGUUAUUCAAUAACUUUAAAAUCUGCUGGAAAAGGGAAAAAUCCCACCCGUUCUGCCAUUCCAAAAUAG
Cornus florida is the source of this 1167-nucleotide messenger RNA. RefSeq lists its product as uncharacterized. Lineage: Eukaryota; Viridiplantae; Streptophyta; Magnoliopsida; Cornales; Cornaceae. The transcript is spliced from 2 exons. The record is from RefSeq and is a predicted model, not a curated record. The coding region runs from base 1 to 1167 and encodes 388 amino acids.